AUAUAAGCAUUGACAAUAACAUAAUUGAUAAUUCAGUAUAGAAUUGCCAAUCAGAUGCAAUUAAUUAGAAUUUGAGUCUUAUAGAAAGCUCUAUACUGAUUUGCGAGAUCAAUCUCAUUCACAUUGAAGAAUUGGAAAUCACCUGCAGAAGCCAUAUAUGAUAUUUCUCUCUCAAGAAACUAGGGCUAGAACUAGAGAGAGAAAGAGGAGAGGAGAAGCGCAUUCACAGUGAAUAUGAAGAUGAAUCAAGAUGAUGGAUGGGAAAGUUGACAGCAAGAGCAUGUUUACUAUUUAGAGCAUGAAUCUGUAUCAACAAAUCAGAUUGUAUAGAAUUUAGUAUGACUGUAUGAGAAAUUAUUGAUUGGUACUUCUGAACUAACAGCUUAGUUGUUCCAUAUUUCACAUCUUGAUGCCUCAGCCAUCUGUUGCCUGUAACUUAUGUGGUGACCAUGAUCCGCCUUCGACUGUGUACCGAUCUGCCAGCUCGCAUUCUCCACCAUGUCUGCAAGUCAUCCACAGCCUGCUACUCCCACACUGAGUCCAAACCAUCAAAUUUUUUUUUCGUUUUACCCGUGGCCGAUUCAUUCAAAAUGAAGCUCAUGAAAUGGCGCAGAUGAUACGUCCACUUUGAUGUUGAGAUGUAAGCUCAUGUCGGGGCGGCGGCUGCUGGUGUCCACUGUUAAUCCUGCCUCAACAUCGAGAAGUACCCUGAUGGCAUGGACUGUACAUGUACAUUACAGAGUACAAUAAUACUGCCAGUGGAGUAGCGACAAUGGAAUUGUGCGAAGCAUAUGCAAAACUCGUUCUCAAGAUUUAUCCAUGGAACUUGGAGACCAAACUCCGUGGUGCAGAGUAUAUCAUUAUGGUCCCGGCGUGCUGCUAGAUUGGAAAUUGGGGACCGCCUCACAGUAGUAAAAACUUUUGCUCAAUGCUAAGAAGCAUGGAUGUCUGUUCCAUUCAAUCACUUUGAUUGGUCUGUACUUUGCUCAAGAUGUUCAAUGCAUUUAGACAUCAAAGCAUGUCUUACAAAAAAGAGAAGGUCACAUAUUGGAUGAGAGGUUUACCAUCGGGCCAUCCACAGGCAGAGAGAAUGUUGAUAAUGGGAGAAGUACUGUUGAAUAUGACCGUGGAACCAUGUAAGUCCCUUCCUUCAUUAUGAGUUGUAAAACUCUCAAACUAAGAGAACAUAGAGUCAACAGUGAUAGAGUGUAUCUUACAGUCAUAAGCUGUUGCAAGAUCGCCUGUGUGAAACACUCUCAAAUUUGCCCAAAUCACCAAUUGCACUGCAGGGACAUACCAGCCCACAAGAACAAGAAAACUCAAAGCUCUAGAGAGCUAUCUCACCAUGAUCAAAUAUCUCUGUCCAGUUGAUCAAUCUAUAACAUGAUCAUGUCUCUGGCACAGUGAUCUCCACAUGAAAAUAUGGUUGGUUGGGUGAGAGGACAAAUGUGAUAUUCAACAUCCUAGUGUAGAGGCCUGUUAACUCUUGAUUCAUUCUCAUUUUAGUUGGAUUUAGGUCCCUCCGGGUUGUUGGGCUGGCCAAGGCCACCACCCUGCAACAUGGGAUGGGAGAUGUAUCCCUGCUAUCCCUGCUGCUCUGAGCCACGCCGGCUCCUAGCCGAUUGGACCGCGUCAAGUUCCAACGAGGAACGCUUCUCAAGAACAUGAGAGGAAAAGAGAAGAAGGGGGCUGUGCUACUCUCCUCGCCGAAACUUUGACCAGGCUUGUGUUCCAGCUGUCAGAGGGUGGCUGCCCGCCUCUUUCUCCAACUGGCUACAUUUGCUCUGCCAGCGAGUGAGACCGCUUUGGCAUAACUACGGAGUACUACUGUACAGCGUAAAAUGAUCGUGUCAUGCUUUAAAAUAGAAACAGAAAUAAACCCGACGCUAAACCAGUGCUGCCAAGCCGCUCUCCGGCACUUCAAAGCUGUCAAAUAUUUGCCCCUUUGGGCGAUGGUGAAAUCGUCUACUGCGUGUACAUGUACAUGUACUUGGUUUAUCCGCUUACCAUUAUUGUGCGCCUCUCUCGUUGUCUUUUCCUGCAUCCUCUGGCGCUGACAACCAAGGCGUGACGACUUCGGCCGAAGCGAAGGUAAUCAGGCAUCAGCAUUUCAGCGGAUGCGCUACGGCGAAAAGUCAUCCAGAACGACGAAUAAUUGAAGACUGCUGCGGCCAACGUCCAGGCCAAAACUGCCUGUCCAUGGGCUCUGUCUUUCGGGAAGAUCAAUCCAUCCAUAAAGAUCUCACCCUGUCUCAUGCGCAUCCACCCCCAGGGCCCAAUUGAUUUUCUUCAGCUAACUUGGUACCUAUCAGCAACAGCGCAUUAUUUCGGAAAUACUCAUGCCCCUCCACCUUCUCUCAAGCAAACUCUCCGUGCGGCUUUUGAUGCGAGAAAACUAUAGCCUAUCAUAGUAGAUGCAGGACGUUUAUGUGUAUUACAUGCAUCGCUCGCUGGACGCUGCGUAAGGAGACAUGAUAAUUAAUCUCCGGCAGAUAACAAGGCCAAAUCCCAAUUCACCACGGAGAAGCAUCCUCUACCCUCCUUUCCUACUUGUACACGUACAUUUACAUGUCCCGUACAUACAUACAUGUAGAUGCAUGGGCAUGGGCAGGAGUAGUUUUGAACAAUCCAACCCAAAAAACCGUCCACGAAACCCUUGUGCUCAGCCACUAUGAAAAUAUAGCUAGAAGCAAGCCACACGCCUUUCUUCACAGUUGUCUAAGACAACAGCAACCGAUGAUAUUGACAUACAGCGAAGAAAUUCCCUUGGGGACUCCUUCUAUGUGUUGUUGCUCACCCUCUCUAUAUCCGAAAUAUUAUUAAUUCUAUUCUAUUUCUCUCUAUUCAAUAACUACAGAUCAUGGCUGGCAACAUGAAUUCAACAACGCGCUCAUUGCGGAGUAACACAAUAAUUCCAUCAGAAGAGCCGUCUGUCCAGCAACUGUUGAACAACAUCCGGAGAGUAAUUUUAGAAUCUAAGGAUCAGGGCCUGACUUUUUCGGAUAUUCCCUCUGCCGCUGGACUUCAACUUGCCACCUCGUUUUCAAAGAUCCAGACAUCGAAAGGGCUCUUCCUCGGUAAAUUUGAUAAGUUUUUCACUGACUGUUAUAACAGUUGUAGUUUACACUAUACACUUCUUUAAUUUGAAAUAUAUUUUUUGAAGAAUGAUGCUGUCACAGAAUCCGAGUGGCCGUGCCAACGCUUCUAUACAAGGGAGCGAGAUUAUCGAAGAUUGCAGCGCUGAGAUAUUUAUAUAUCCGCUGAAUCCCUAUGCCCGUUUGAAACGUUAUAUGGGCAUCAAGAUUUGAGGAUGGGAAUAACUCAAGCUUCUGACACAGUUCUAUAUAGCUCUCACAUUCUGAGAGCCAACGAUCCGUUCUGAAUAUAUCAAGACUUACUUGUUCCUGCAUAGAAACCUUCAUACUACUUCUUAAUUCUACCAUAUAUAUGUAGCAUCCAGGUUGGUUGACCAGUUAUCCUAAGCAACUCAGCGCCGCCAUGUUACAGUAUGUGUAACAUCCGAGCUACAGUACUAGGUAAAAC
Molecule: messenger RNA, 3543 nt
Organism: Blastomyces gilchristii SLH14081
Lineage: Eukaryota; Fungi; Ascomycota; Eurotiomycetes; Onygenales; Ajellomycetaceae
Exons: 3
Coding region: 2861-3142 (93 amino acids)
Source: RefSeq, a predicted model, not a curated record